AAAUCUAUUAAUGCAUGAAAUAUUUUUAGACUAAAGCUUCCACGGUUCACUACACACACCUCUUUAGGUGAAAGAUACUACAUGUACAAAAGAUAUAUAUUCGAGUCCAUCUGUAAACAAACUUACAUAAACACAACACUGAUAGUACUGGACAUCAGAUGGGCAUUUGUGCACAGAUUAGUCCUCUCUCGUUAGACUUCUUUCUUUUAAUGAAUAUGAGUGAACAACUGUAAACGUGUGACGAUGAAACAGAACAGUAUUUAACCAGUCUCUCAGCAUUUCCUCUCCUCUCCUGCGGCUGCUUCAGAUCGAGUAUCACAUUGAUAAAGCCAGUGUAUCAUUUAAUCCUGAUUGCUCUGCUCCUAAUUCCCUAUGGGGCCGAGUGUUCGUGUUCAUUUAUACAGCGGCGGACCCUUCCUCCUCCUCCUCCUCCUCCUCCUCAUCGAAAAAAACCCCACAAAACCCUUAUGGUUGGCUUUCAUUUAAAGCACCUGUCUGCCUGCAACACCUGGCAGACGACAACAGGUUGCGCAUGCGCAGCUCUCCCUCAGGAUGUCUUAUAGAAGAGGGCUGAUUCUCUUCAUGACUUUACAGUCGGACUUUCAAACGGACUGACCACCACUUGUCGUUUGUUUGCUACCUUGUAGGAAAAAGACGAGAGUGAAAAGAGAAGAAAAAUGCCUCGAUCUUUCUUGGUGAAGAGCAAAAAAGCACACAGCUACCACCAGCCGAGGAGUUUAGAGGACAACUACAGCAAACUGGAUACGACUUUAGCUCAUAUCGGCGCAGACAGUAAGAGUGCAGAAGGAGAGGAUGUGUGUGUGGAUGUUGGAAGUGCAGAAGCGGCGGAGGUGUUAGCGCUCGCGCACUCCGCCACUGCUCCAUCUCGCUCUCCGCUCAGCUGCAGCAGCAGUGUGUGUGAUCGCUCCUCAGACUAUGAGGACAGCUGGAGGCCUCCAUCACCCUCUGCAUCACCAGACUCUGAAAAGUCAUUUUCACCCAGUGUUGAUGAAACCCAGCCAUUUGCGGUGCCCUUCGAGCCAUGGAGCAACAGUUAUUCAGGCUCUGAGAUGAGACAGCUGGUCCGGCAAAACUUCAAUCCCCAUCAUCCUUCCUUAAGUUAUUAUGGAGAAAGAGUGAUUGGAUCUUCUCAUUUUGGUGAAAGGGGAUCCAGCACAGGCAUCUAUGGCAAUUAUGAGUCGACCACAAACCUGUUUGAGCGGCCUGCCACCGCUCCUGGACUGUAUGGAGACAGGGAAAUCCACAGACCUGAGAUGAAAACGGACACAACAGGGUUAUGCACUCGCCUCAUUUUGAACGGAGCCUUCAAGUGCAUCAAAUGUAGCAAGGUGUUCUCCACUCCACAUGGUUUAGAAGUACAUGUCCGGAGGUCCCAUAGUGGAACAAGACCCUUUGCUUGUGACAUUUGUGGGAAAACUUUCGGACAUGCGGUCAGUCUGGAACAGCACAGAUCAGUUCAUUCUCAGGAGAGGAGUUUUGAUUGUAAAAUUUGUGGAAAAACAUUCAAAAGAUCCUCUACUCUGUCCACACACCUUCUCAUCCACUCUGAUACGAGGCCUUACCCGUGCCAGUACUGCGGCAAGAGGUUUCAUCAGAAAUCAGACAUGAAGAAACACACGUUUAUUCACACAGGAGAGAAACCUCACAAAUGUCAAGUAUGUGGCAAAGCUUUCAGUCAAAGUUCAAAUCUGAUAACACACAGUCGAAAGCACACUGGUUUUAAACCUUUUGGCUGUGACUUGUGUGGAAAAGGCUUCCAGCGCAAAGUGGACUUGAGGAGGCACAAGGAGACGCAACACGGACUGAAAUAAGGAAUGAAUCAGACAGUUGGUUGCCCUUCUCAGUGCUGGAACAGUGUUGCAACAGGGCUGAAUUAAAGUAGGCCUAACUGCUCCGUAAAUGGAAAUUAGUGUAGCCUGCCACAGACCACAUUAUCAGGAGGUUACGCAUCCCCUUUACAACAACAAUGCUGACUGAGCUACUGUUAACAAUAUACAGAUCCUCUGUGGCCAUACAGCCUAGGUACACUCUCAUAAAUAAAGGUACCAAAUUGUACUUUUACCUUGUGUCUGAUGGUACCAUCAAGGAUAAAUCUUUAGUAUUUUGUUUUGUUUACCUUCGAAGAUUUAUGUGGCAUAAUUGUAAUUAGCUUUUAGAGUAAAUUGUUAAAAGUGCAUCAAUUGUAGUUCCAAGGAUGCUCCUUGAAUUAUUAUUAUUAUUAUUAUUAUUAUUAUUAUUAUUAUUAUUAUUAUUAUUAGUAGUAGUAGUAGUAGUAGUAGUAGCAGUAAUUUUUUUUUUUAAACCUGUUGAUGUUUCUAGGAGAAUGUUGUAUACUAAAGGUUCAAGAGAUGACAUUGGAUAACCAUGCUGAUGACAAAGAAAAGUAUAGUUGGUACCUGCAUUUGUGAGAAUGUAGGUGUUAAUUCAACACUGGGAAUUUUUCUACUAGGCCAUGGGCCUAUAAGCUGACAGGGGAUUCCCAAGCAAAUGUUUAUAGUGUGGGCUAAAGAGAUUUCCAUGAUUUUAAUGUUUCCAAAAUGCUGUUUGUGCUUUGUGUAGCCUAAAUUGUGAGUUGCCCAGCAGGUCUGGCUGGAUACUGCAAAGAUUCUUCACAGCAAAAUCUCAAGUGUGGACUGAAAGACAAAAACAGCUAUCAUUUAGAAUGGACGCCUACUACACCGAAUGAAUCCUUACAGUGUUUGUGCCCUACUUUACCAUGAUAAACCCAGUUUAUCUGUUCAACACUGGGGCCUUUGCUGUGGUGUAGGUCUAAAGUGCAUGUCAGGAGCGCAUUACCCAAAAUCUAAUACUACAAAGGGCGGUGUUUUCCGAAACCCAAAAUAUUAUCACCAAAACAAUCCGGGAGGCAGUAAAGUUAGUAACGGCCGCGGGAAAGGACACGGCUAUCACAUGCAACAUCAGCUGAGGUGCAGGAAAUCAGCGCUGCUCACAGUGACGCCAUGCUGCUCCUCUGCUGGCAAAACACGCACUACAAUAACCACGAGAUUUAAUCAAAACCAAGACUGUUUGUGUAUUAUAUAAACCUUGACUGAUUUGUUGACUUCACAAAUAUUUUCCACUCCUUCAACCCGCCUACCCAGAGGUGUUUGUGCUCUCCGUUUUAUUAUUAUUAUUAUUAUUAUUAUUAUUAUUAUUAUUAUUAUUAUUAUUAUUAUUAAAUAGAUUUGCACGAAUUAGACAGGUUUGACCCCGCAAAUCACCUGCAGCAUAAACCUGUUAAGCUUAUUUAAAUGUAUGCUGAUAUAUUUUUGUUUUGAACUCGAAACGUUAUUUAUUUAUAAAAAAUGACUAUUAUUGUUUGGCUGAAUUCAGAUGAUUAAACUCAAUACCUGCAAUGAAUAGUGCUGUGAUCUGUGAUUUGUUGCGCGUUAUUCUCUGAAAAGGGGAGGUAAAAAAUAAUAAUAAUCAAGAUUGUAAGGAAAUAUUUUGCACUUUUGAGAAUCCCACAGCUAUUGACGCCGUGUUAAUGUUUUUAGACAUAUGUCUUUUGUUGCUUCUUGUGUUUAAAAUGUGAGAAAUAGAUGCUUAUCGGCUGCAAAUAUUCAUGAAAAUGAAUUAGCUAUCUUGAAAUUCUGUUAAAAAACAGGGCUAAAUUGCACAAGAUGUAGUUAAUUCAGCCAACACAUACUACUACUACUACUACUACUACUACUACUAAUAAUAAUAAUAAUAUAACCCUUUAUAUUAUAAGGUUACCAUUUUAU
Messenger RNA from Hemibagrus wyckioides, 3746 nucleotides. RefSeq names its product growth factor independent 1A transcription repressor b (gene gfi1ab). The transcript has 6 exons. Lineage: Eukaryota; Metazoa; Chordata; Actinopteri; Siluriformes; Bagridae. The record is from RefSeq and is a predicted model, not a curated record. Gene Ontology annotation, molecular function: RNA polymerase II cis-regulatory region sequence-specific DNA binding; DNA-binding transcription factor activity, RNA polymerase II-specific. Gene Ontology annotation, biological process: regulation of transcription by RNA polymerase II. Gene Ontology annotation, cellular component: nucleus. Bases 678 to 1832 code for a protein of 384 amino acids.